Blastomyces gilchristii SLH14081 is the source of this 3123-nucleotide messenger RNA. RefSeq lists its product as uncharacterized. NCBI's taxonomy places the organism in Eukaryota, Fungi, Ascomycota, Eurotiomycetes, Onygenales, Ajellomycetaceae. Gene Ontology annotation, biological process: silent mating-type cassette heterochromatin formation. Gene Ontology annotation, cellular component: rDNA heterochromatin; SHREC complex. The coding region runs from base 907 to 3081 and encodes 724 amino acids. The record is from RefSeq and is a predicted model, not a curated record. The transcript is spliced from 4 exons.
CUUGCGUUCGCAUUCGGGUUAAUUCUUAACAUCAUCAUUCUUCGGGAGUUGACCUCAACACUAGGAUAUCAGGAUACCACCUCCAGAACUUCGGCGCAACUGUCAGGUUGUCAGUGUAUACAUAUUUUCUUUCGCUGGGGUUCGAUGUAACUUGCCUUAUUCCACCCAGGCGCAUAUUCCACUGCCACCAUAUCUCUGAUAUAUUGGCAACCGGAUAGAUACGCCUUCACAAUUACAUAGGGUCGGAGGGCGUAUUCCUCUCUUUAACCUUUCCCACGCUGAAUCGGUUCCACUCGCUAACUCCCUCUUCUUCCGCCGGUCCGUGAAAGCAUGAAGAAUAAGCACAUACAACAUAUCCAGGUGCUCGAAAUUCCUCCUAUUGCUCUAUGUAGUGAGGUAUGAGGUGAACCCCCUCUUGAGGAUAUCCUUUCAUAUACUUACUCUACGUCUCCAUGAAACUAACUCAUUUCCCUUGUAUGUAAUGUACAUGUACAUGAAUGAGAUUAAUAGUCACCCGUGUUCAUUGUAUGAGGUGUUAGCGAAAUAAAAGCUGCAAUAUUUGCGUCAAACUAAAUAACAAGCUCGUCGAUUUAGAAAAAGGAACAUGAAUUCAGAAGUGACACACCCCCCCUCCAAAGCUCACUCCUCUCCGCUCAAUUGUCACUUGAAGGUUUGGGUUUAUCUGAAUGCACCAAUCAGAUCCACGGCUUCAUAUGAUCCACGUGACUUUCGUUCGACUUUGAAUUUCUCAUUUUAUAUUUUUUUUAACUCAUUACUUUGUUUCUUUUUAAAAUUCAUAAAAACGCGUCGACUAUUUCAUUUCGAGGGAAUAUAUCUAAUGUAAAAUGAUCAAAAAAUUAGAAUCUCCUUUUUAGCCAACUAGCGCAAUUUUUUUUACGAUACAAAAUGCCGCCUCCUAACCCGCCGUCCACGAAAGAUGACGAAGGCGUCGUCAAGGUCUGCAUAGACAAGACGUUUACGGAUGGAGACAUAAAUCGCUGGCCGACAGAGUCGCGAUUUGAAAGAGAAGAUCCGCGUCUUUAUUUGCUGAAAUUGGCUAAUAUGUGGAUGAAAGCGAGAGGCGAGGCAAGACCAGGGAAACAAUAUAUCCUGGACCAACUACCCGAAGGAUAUGUAUAUAUGUCUCGAGCACGCCAACAAAAUCCCGAGCUUCGGGACAAAUAUCUAUACGGCCACCCAUCAGGAUACUACUAUAACUCUCCAAAUAGAUUCUGGCCUCAUUUCUACUAUUUAAUGACUCAUGGUGCCACUCCAUGCGGCUGCGAUAUCUGCAAAGCUGGUAAGCAAGCAGCUAAGUACGACGACCCUACCAUGGCGGGGCAGCGCCGCAAACCUGGACCUAAACCUAAGCAGAAGCUUGGUGGGGUGAGCAAAUCCGCAAAUGGUGCAGGAAACAGGUUCGGGCGUCCUCAAAGGAGAAACUAUCUGGCUGAGGAUGAGGAGGGAACACCAGACGUGUUCAAAAUCCUAGUCUCCAAACUAAAGGAAAGAGGCAGCAUCGACCAAUCGAUUAAAGAACCAUUAAGCAUGGAUUGGAGAGCACAACGCAACACGCUACAAGAACAUCUAACUAGAACUUUUAUGCAACAUUCGUUUAUCCCUCGGCUUGGCGAACUUGUUCUCUGGUGCUACUCCUUUCAGGGGACAGAGCUUAAAUUCAACUGGGUGACUGAAAAGUUCGAAGUGUAUUGCCGGAAAACGCGAAAAUUCCUUGGCACCCCUGAAUGGCGAGCGGGAACUGUGGCGCAAACGGCCGAGGAACCUCCUGUUCUUGAAGACAUUGUUACGGAAACCAAGAAAAGAUUUGCUGUCAACAUAUCUGGUUUCCGGAUAGAGACAUUCCCGGACCCAAAUAGCACUGACAAGAACCUCUCGCGCCAAUACAAAUAUGUACCCCUGAACUGCAUUCGGCCUCUGAACUACUGGCAGAUAUUUCUGCAAGGCGUCCUUCCUGACGACUAUCACCCAUCUAUUAAAAACGCGCUCACGGUCAUGCCUUCGUGCUCCGUGGUCGAUAAGUACCAUUUCAAGGGCACGUGGCCGGACGCGACGGUAUAUUGUAGAGGCAUAUUUAUUGGCUCCGAAUUCCUAAUAAAGGGUGAUGGCGUUAGACUCACACCACGCUCACCAUCACUUUCGGCAGAUCCAUACAACCGUGUCACCGAUGUGCUAGUCAUCGAGAGUAUCCAGGUUAAGCUGAGGAACUGCGACGCCGACCUUGCGUCUCCCCUGCUAUGUCAGUCAACUGCAGUUCGACUUGUGGGCAAAGCUUACACGCUAUCUCCAAAAAAUGCCUAUCGAGAGCCGGAUUCAACUAUGGCUCCGAGACCCCUUUCAGAUGAAGAAGUCAUCAAUUCUUUUGAGUGCGUGGGAAUGAGUGGCUAUGGCACAUGGUACCGCAUGCAACCAGAGAAGACACGUGUUCAAAUAUCCCUAGAUCAUGUUGUCGGCCGUUGCUACGAAUCGGAGGUCAUGUCCCUCAUGUUCGAUGAGAUCUCGCUGGGCAUCGACCUGGAAGGGGUGACGGCGGGCCGUGAAUAUGGCCGAUUGACCGAUCAACGAUUAGCCCCGGGCAAAGAGUGGUUCUUCGGAGAUACCAGGGUCGAGACCCUUGCGCUGGAAAGCUUGAAUUUGGAGGAAGUUGGCAUAUACGAUGACAUGCGAGAUCCCAAGAUGUUCCGCGCAAAUCUGCAUAUUAUUGAUGGCAACGCCACGGGCGCAGAUAUCAGAGAUGCCAAAAUUCCCCGCGCAAUGGGCAGGCCACCACGGGCGGGUCUCAUUGGCGGCAGAACUACGUCGUCCACGUUUGAAAAAGUGGGUAAGAUGACUUCGCUGGUGACUAGCGCGCUUGGGCCGCUGGAGGCGUCGGCAAACCAGACACCAAUGGACCUUACGUCUGCUGCUGGUUCGGAUGUCAGUGGGGGUAGUGAGAGCAGUGAAAGUGACGACCUGCAGACUGCUCUCCAGCAGAUACCUCUGAUCCGUGGCGGAACAGAGGAGAGCGAGGGCGGUGAUUAUAGGCCGAGCGGUUCGAAGCCGAAAAAGGCUAAAUACGCGUGACCUUACAUUCCGGCGUUCUGAUUUGGACAAGUUUUAUUUUAU